CGUGGCGGGGGCCGCGGAGGAUGCUGGGAGUGAGUGAGUCCGAUGGCGGGAGCGGCGGCGGUUUGAAGUUUAUUUUGCGGUGAAGAGGCCGAGGAUGGACACGGACGGCGGGGAGGUGUACAUGUCGCUGUCAGACCUGUUUGUGGACGAGCAGGUGCCGUUCUAUGAAGUGAAUGCCUGGACCACGGACGUGCUGCGCCGCCUGAUGGAGAUAAACAGGGAACGUGACAACCACGGCCGCCAACUGCUCGAGGAUGUGCGGCAGAAAACAAAAGAGUAUCAGGCCGAAGCCAGCCACAUGCAGGAGGUGCUGGAGGAGAGCCUGGGGCUGACCACAAACAGCCUGUCCAGCAGCGGCUCCAGCCUCCUCAACAGCCUGGUGGACUGCAGCCUGGCCCUCGAUCUGAAGGACACCUCCCGAACCAGCUUUGUGUUGGCGAUAAACAGUUUGACGUCUGAGUUGACGGCGGCUGAGAGCCGAGCCCAGGAGCUGGAGGUCAAGGCGUUGUCAAAGAAACUGACGGACAAGAUGGUCCUGGAGCAGUUGCUGGAGGAAGAUUUGAGGAAUGUUGAGGAGGAACUUCCUGGGGCGAUAGCCAAAGCUGAGAAUAACAAACAAAACAUGGAUUUCUUUACCAAGAAGAUGAAAGAAUGGAAAAAACAGCAGAAGUUUUCUGAGCGUCAGCUACUGGAGGCUGGUUACCAGCCUGAGCUAGAGCACCAUGCCCUGCUGGAACUCUCUGAGAAGCUGACCAAGUUGAAAAAGGAAGUGGCUCCAAUGAAGGCAAAACUGAACUCCUACCUGGACCUGGUGCCUGACCCCAUGUUGGCCAAAGUGAAGAUUGAGGAAGCCAAGCUGGAGCUGAGGAAGCUGGAGGAGCUGAUCUCCCAGAGGAUGGAGAGUCUGGCCUUCGUGUCCUAGAUGAAGGCAAUGGAGAGCUCAGUACCCGGUUACCGUGGCUUCUCAGCUGUUGUCUCAUCAGGAAGGAUUCUGCUCCAAGCUGGGUGACUGGACCAUUGUACCUCCUCUCCCUCGUUCCCCCCCCCACACACACACACACACACACAGGCCGAGAUUGAUGUCAGACACUUGGUGUGUAAUUCUCUCUCUGACACUCUCGAUGGAAUGCACUGUGAUUAAAUGGCCUGUCUUACUGUG
Molecule: messenger RNA, 1159 nt
Organism: Callorhinchus milii (elephant shark)
Lineage: Eukaryota; Metazoa; Chordata; Chondrichthyes; Chimaeriformes; Callorhinchidae
Gene: haus1
Product: HAUS augmin-like complex, subunit 1
Exons: 9
Coding region: 95-922 (275 amino acids)
Biological process (GO): centrosome cycle; spindle assembly
Cellular component (GO): HAUS complex; cytosol
Source: RefSeq, a predicted model, not a curated record